UUGCAUUGAAGAUCGACCACAGCUGCGGACAAGAAUCGGCUUCAAAAAGAAAAGAAAAGAAACGACGAAAACCAACAGGUAGCUUGGGAGCGCGGCGGAGGGCUGCGAGGGGAAAAAAUAACGGAAACAAGACUAGUAUUUCUGGCUCCGUAGUCAGUCUUGCGACAGUUCAUGCCCACGCGCUCUCUCUCCCUCUACGGUCGCGCACCGUCCCCUCUCUCUCUUUCUGUCCGAUAUUGUCGCUCGGCACAUGUCUGCGUGCAUGGGCGGUUCUCUUUUGUGCGUUUGUAGAUCUGUGUGACUCUCUCUCUCGCUCUCUCUCUCGCGGUGACACUGUGGUUUUCUUCGUGUCUGAGCGCGUGGGCGGUUCUCUGUUGUGCGAUUCUCUCUCUCUCUCUCUCUCUCUCUCUCUCUCUCUCUCGGUGACACUCUGGUUUUGUUCGUGUCUGGGCGCGUGGGCGGUUCUCUUUUGUGCGAUUGUAGACCUCCGUGACUCUCUCUCUCUCUCUCUCUCUCUCUGUGUCUCUGUGUGUGUGUGUGACAUUGUGGCUUUGCUCGUGUCUGCGUGCGUGUGAAGCUCUCUUUCGUGCGAUUUAGAUAUGCGUGUGUUUGUUUGCCCGCGCUUGUGUGUUUUUCUCCGUCGUAUGGACGUAUGCACCGCCACGCGAUAGCCACUGAGCACGCUGUCGCCUUGGGGGGCAGCUGUCCCGCCUUUAAGUCUGCAUGAUGGUUGUUGCUAGUAUCUAUGGUGGAUUUUUUGGAAGGCAAGGACAUGAUGUUUUGAUCGAAUUGUACACAUAUAGUCUGUGACUAGGGUACACGCUUGAAUGUUCGAGUACGAUCAUAGACAAGCAGUGUUUCUUUCUUUUUUUUUUUUUUUUUUUUUUUUUUUUGGACAAGCAGUCUUUCGGCUAGACUAGACCCUCGGACACGCGGGUGCGUAGCUAACGACCUCCUCCUUGCGAGCAACGGCAUCCAGGGGCCAGCCAUGGCUACUACUGUUGCGUCGUGCGCGCGGAUCACGGGGGACGCCUUCCGACUGGCUCCGCCGCCGUCGCGCUCGCGGUGGCGGGCGCUCUCGUCGUCGUCUACUGUGAGAAUCGGCGGGACAGCGACGCGCUUACCCGGCUUGCGAUCAACGACGGCGGCAACUUUCGCAAGGCAGGGGUUAGUCGCGAUCAGGCUCGCGAUCUCAACAUGGCACAGCGCGCGGAGAAGACACGGGGAUUCAAACACUAAUCAUUUUCACUGCGGGGGCGACAUGAUGCCCCGUCCAAUCAACGGCAGGGAAACGAUCAGGAACAACUGUGAGCUGCGACGGGAGAUGAGAUCCGGCGGCGGCGGUGGAUUGGAUCAGCAGACGAGGGAUGCUUUGUCCACACUCUUGUUCCCCACGUCGUUCCUCUCCCCGGCGGCGCCCCUUUCUUCUUCUUCUUCCCUCUCCUCCUCUCUCUCCCUCGGCUUCGCGCGCGGCCUACCAGGAGUGAUGGUGAGGCCCAAGAAGCGAUGGCAGGCGCGGAGGCGGAAUAUGAUUAUGACGUCAGAGCACGUCAAACACAGCGGCGGCGGCGGCGGCUGCAGCAGCAGCAGCAGCAGCAGCAGCAGCAAAGGGAGCGGCGAAAGUAAGGCGGCCCCCGGAAGCAGCAGAAAGGAGGAAGGAGGCGACGCAAGUAGCAGAAGACGAAGCAGCAGCAGCAGCAGCAGCAGCAGGGGGAAGGUGCAGUUGGUGAAUGGCAAACCGCAGGGCGGUCCCGAUCUUUCCGUUGAAGUCAACGGUCUGAAGUUUCCCAAUCCUUUCGUGAUUGCCUCCGGACCCCCGGGCACUAAUUACACCGUGAUGAAGAAGGCGUUCGACGAAGGGUGGGGUGGGGUGAUUUGCAAGACGUUGUCGCUGGACUCGACGAAGGUGGUGAAUGUGACCCCUCGCUACGCGAGAAUGAAAGCGGAGGGGUCGAGGGAAGUCAUCGGUUGGGAGAAUAUAGAGUUGAUCUCCGACCGUCCAUUUGAGGUUAUGCUGAGCGAGCUGAAGAGGCUCAAGGAGGAGUACCCGGAUCGAAUCCUGAUAGCAUCCAUCAUGGAGGAAGCGGAUAGAGGGGCAUGGGAGGAAAUCGUGGAGAGGGUGCAAGGGACGGGAGUGGAUGGCAUCGAAAUCAACUUUUCGUGCCCGCAUGGACUUCCCGAAAGACGGAUGGGCAUGGCAAUGGGUCAGGACUGCAAGGCUCUUGAGGAGGUGUGCAAGUGGGUGAAUGCGAAAGCGACUGUGCCGGUCUGGGCCAAAGUGACUCCCAAUGUCACAGAUAUUACUAAACCAUCGCGGGCCGCUUUGUUAGCGGGUUGUGAGGGGAUCUCUGCUAUCAACACCAUCACCAGCGUUAUGGGUAUUAACCUCCAGACCUUGCGCCCUGAACCUUGCGUCGAAGGGUAUAGCACGCCCGGCGGCUAUUCCUCCAAGGCCAUUAGGCCUAUUGCCCUUGCAAAAGUUAUGGCGAUUGCCAACAUGGUCGAUCAAGAGUUCGGCAGGGAAGGAAGGUCGGUAUCUGGGAUCGGCGGAGUCGAGACGGGGGGACAUGCGGCGGAAUUCAUUUUGCUCGGCGCGCAUACGGUUCAGGUUUGCACCGGUGUCAUGGUGCAUGGGUAUUCCUUGGUGCAUUCCCUCUGCGAAGACCUGCAGUCGUUCAUGCGUAGCCAUGGGUUUGAACGCGUGUCACAGUUCCGCGGGCACAGCUUGCAGUAUUUCACCUCACACUCGGAUCUGGUACAGCGGCAGAAGAACGCGCUCGCCAAGAGGAGGGAACGCAGAAUCGGCUUGGCAAACGAUGACGAUUGGACAGGCGACGGCUUCGUCAAGGAGUCCGAGACCAUGGUGUCCAACACAUGAAAACGAAAACUAUGUUGGAAUUUACUCUUCCAAGGUCCUUAUUAAUUCCGCUCCUCCACUCUUCUCAGAGUUCGGUUCCCUUUCUUGCUGUGUUAUCUUGAAGAGACCGGCGAUGCUCAUGCUUCAGAUGGGCAGCGUGUAUGCGGUUUGGUAGUGGAAGAAACCACGCGUGCACGUGCGCACACACACACACACACACACACACACACAGAGAGAGAGAGAGAGAGAGAGACGGUGUUGGGUACAUUUUAGAUAGAAGAGGCACGACUGAUGGGAAAUUGUAUUUAGUCUCUGGAGAGUGUGGCUGACUUCAGUUGCCAGGCAAGCAACCUGCGCCAAGAAGAGUUUUGAUUGCGCCACGAUGCACACCUCACAUUCCAUUCAUGGGCUUCUUGAGCGCAGGGACACACGUCUUCAGUACAGCCAGGUGAUACAUUCCCUGAAUAAUGUAUAUACCUCGAUGUAUAUAUUGUUUCUUGGGUCCACUUUGUUAAUCAAACAAUGUAAGGGAC
Molecule: messenger RNA, 3390 nt
Organism: Chara braunii
Lineage: Eukaryota; Viridiplantae; Streptophyta; Charophyceae; Charales; Characeae
Source: the annotation of a GenBank genome assembly